UGGAUUAUAUGGAGCAAAUGGAUUACCAAGAUAUUUUGAGAAAUGUUUCAUCAGAGAUGUGGCCCUUAAACAAAUCUUACGAAGGUCUGGAUUAUGGCCCAAUAAUAGAACAAACGCUAACAAAGGAAUCAAAUUCGGAAUUGCCGUUCUGGGUGCAAGCAGCAUGGACUUCAGUGUUCGCUCUUAUGAUAUUAAUUGCAACAGGUGGUAACUGCAUCGUAAUAUGGAUAGUUAUAGCCCACAGAAGAAUGAGAACAGUAACCAACUAUUUUCUCGUAAAUCUCAGCACAGCAGACCUUCUCUUGACACUUUUCAAUUGCAUAUUUAACUCCAUAUACAUGAUACAAAGAAAUUGGCCCUUUGGAACACUGUAUUGCACAAUAAGUAAUUUUAUUGCCUACGCAACUGUAGCUGCCAGUGUCUUCACAUUGACAGGAAUAUCAUGUGAUCGGUAUCUAGCUAUUGUUUAUCCUCUCCAACCAAGAAUGUCUAAAACUUCUUCUCUGGUCACAAUUUUCUUUAUAUGGACAGCCAGCAUGGUCAUUGCUUUUCCUUGUUUGCUGUAUUCAGCGACUGUAUCACACACCCAUCGUGACGUGGAAAGGGUGGGCUGCAUAAUGAUCUGGCCUGAUAAAAAAGUAGUCGGAUCAAAAUAUGACUUGUGGUAUCAAAUGCUUUUCUUAUUCAUUACGUACUUAGUUCCGAUGGCACUUAUGUCCAUGUGCUACACCAUUAUGGGUAAAGUCUUAUGGGGUUCCAGAUCCAUUGGUGAACUAACUCAAAGACAAGCCGACGCAAUCCGUAGCAAAAGAAAGGUUGUAAAGAUGUUCAUAUUAGUGGUGUUGAUCUUCGGUUUGUGUUGGCUACCCUACCACAGCUACUUCAUCUACAUCUACUACGACACAAAAGUUAUUUACAGCAAAUACACGCAACAUGUGUAUCUAAGUUUCUACUGGUUCGCGAUGUCAAAUGCCAUGGUCAAUCCUCUAAUAUAUUACUGGAUGAAUGUUGUAAAGAUGUUCAUAUUAGUGGUGUUGAUCUUCGGUUUGUGUUGGCUACCCUACCACAGCUACUUCAUCUACAUCUACUACGACACAAAAGUUAUUUACAGCAAAUACACCCAACAUGUGUAUCUAAGUUUCUACUGGUUCGCGAUGUCAAAUGCCAUGGUCAAUCCUCUAAUAUAUUACUGGAUGAAUGCAAGGUUUCGACAAUAUUUCAGAACAGCCGUUUGUGGAUGGAAGAGAUUCUUUAUAACGAGAGGUUUCAGCGCUAAUUUACAAGCGACACAAAGAUAUUCGCAAAAUUCGAACACAAAGUCUGGUGGUGGUGGCGGUACAGUAAAAUUACAAAUCAGUCCUCCGGUCUAUCGGAAUGGUGACGCACAUCACGCACUUUUGAAUGCUGAUAGCGAUAAAAAUAUUAAUAACAAAAGAGGAAGUACAAAAGCAACAAGAACUACAUCUUUAAAAAAAGAACUUCAACAAACAACUUAUUUGUAAUAAAAUUAUU
Molecule: messenger RNA, 1512 nt
Organism: Sitophilus oryzae (rice weevil)
Lineage: Eukaryota; Metazoa; Arthropoda; Insecta; Coleoptera; Curculionidae
Product: tachykinin-like peptides receptor 86C
Exons: 11
Coding region: 9-1502 (497 amino acids)
Biological process (GO): G protein-coupled receptor signaling pathway
Cellular component (GO): plasma membrane
Molecular function (GO): tachykinin receptor activity
Source: RefSeq, a predicted model, not a curated record